Molecule: messenger RNA, 3313 nt
Organism: Caretta caretta (loggerhead turtle)
Lineage: Eukaryota; Metazoa; Chordata; Testudines; Cheloniidae
Gene: POU3F4
Product: POU class 3 homeobox 4
Biological process (GO): brain development; regulation of transcription by RNA polymerase II
Cellular component (GO): nucleus
Molecular function (GO): DNA-binding transcription factor activity, RNA polymerase II-specific; RNA polymerase II cis-regulatory region sequence-specific DNA binding
Source: RefSeq, a predicted model, not a curated record
CAAUAACUCAGUGGUUGCUGAUUUGGCUCCCUUGCCUGGUAGAUGUCAAAGGCUGAAGCUGCUCCCUUUGCCACAUUAUAACUAGUAGGGGACCUACACCAACCAUGGCCACAGCUGCCUCUAAUCCCUACAGCAUUCUCAGUUCCAGCUCCUUAGUCCAUGCAGACUCGGCGGGCAUGCAGCAAGGGAGUCCUUUCAGAAACCCUCAAAAACUUCUCCAAAGUGACUACUUACAGGGAGUUCCUAGCAAUGGGCAUCCUCUCGGACACCACUGGGUGACCAGCCUCAGUGAUGGGACUCCGUGGUCCUCCACGCUAGCGACGAGCCCCCUCGACCAGCAAGACGUGAAGCCAGGAAGAGAAGAUCUCCAGCUUGGCGCAAUCAUCCAUCACAGGUCGCCUCAUGUGUCUCACCACUCGCCCCAUACAAAUCAUCCCAACGCAUGGGGAGCCAGUCCAGCUCAUAACUCAUCAAUAACCUCCAGUGGACAGCCUAUUAAUGUCUACUCGCAACCUGGCUUCACAGUCAGUGGCAUGUUGGACCAUGGGGGUCUAACACCACCUCCAGCCUCAGCCACUACCCAAAGCUUGCACCCAGUGCUGAGGGACCCCGCAGAUCAUGGAGAUAUAGGCUCCCAUCACUGUCAGGAUCACUCUGACGAGGAGACGCCGACAUCAGAUGAGUUGGAACAGUUUGCAAAGCAGUUCAAACAAAGGAGAAUCAAGUUGGGAUUCACUCAAGCAGACGUUGGCUUAGCACUAGGGACUCUCUAUGGCAAUGUUUUCUCCCAGACUACUAUCUGCAGGUUUGAGGCUCUGCAGCUCAGCUUUAAGAACAUGUGCAAACUGAAACCGCUACUAAACAAGUGGCUAGAAGAGGCAGAUUCAUCUACCGGCAGCCCGACUAGUAUUGACAAAAUCGCAGCCCAAGGCAGGAAAAGAAAGAAGAGAACCUCGAUAGAGGUGAGUGUCAAAGGGGUUUUGGAAACUCAUUUUCUUAAAUGUCCCAAACCUGCAGCCCAAGAGAUCUCCUCCUUGGCAGACAGCCUGCAGUUAGAGAAAGAAGUGGUGCGUGUCUGGUUUUGUAACAGACGGCAAAAAGAGAAAAGAAUGACUCCACCAGGGGAUCAGCAGCAACAUGAGGUUUAUUCUCAUAACGUGAAAACAGACACAUCCUGCCACGAUCUUUGACUAUAGGGCUCGGCUCGCAGACAGGACUGGGAACAGCGCGGAUUUUCUAAAGGGGGUUUUAACUUAUGCUUAAAGAGGAAACAAAAACAAAUACUCGAAGACUUAGAGCAUGGGGCUUCCUGCUCUUCCGCCUGGGCAAUAUUUUCUCUCAAACCUUUUCGCUGAUCAGUACAUAUUGUUUACUAUCAAACAAGGUUUGUUUUCGGUCUCCACUAGGAAGAAAAAAAAAUAAAGACAGAUGUGUGCCUAUGAAUAACCUUCCAGCGCCUUGGUUAUAUCAGCUGUAUUUCAGGUGAAUCUGUUUUACAAUAGACUAGUUUUGCAUUUUUAAAGACUUAUAUAGCGUUUUUAAAUGUCUGAGGUGUUUUACUACAAACUGUACACAAUAUUUGUGGCAUAAUUUGUACCGAAUUGAGCAAUCAUUCCCCCCGCUCCAUGUAUUGGGCAUAUCACUGUUACUGUAGUGGGGAGAAGGGAUAAUUCCCUUCGCUCCCCUUCAUUCCCCCAAAUUCCAUACUAGAGGAGUGGGGUCCCCCUUCUGCACCCCAAAGGCAGGAAAUUGUGCCUCCUUUGACUGUAACACAGCUGACUGCCGCUUGCACGUUAUGAAGAGUAACAGCCUGAUUUGUUGUAGCUUUUCCUUCUAUUCAAAUAACUUCCUAAAACCACGAAACGGUCAGAUUGCAGUUCUGAAAUAACCCCCCCGACUCCCUGUUCCCUCCUCCACGGAGGCGGGGGUAGGGGGGGAGGAAGAGAGAUCUGAAAUUAAGCAUUGCAAAUAAAAUAAAGGAUGUGUCCCUUCUUUUCUUUCUGAAGCUGUGUUGGGCUUCUGAUCAGCGGCAGACUGCGAAGGUCUGUAGUAAAACACCUUAAUAAUUCUGCGCUUUGGCUUCAGAAAUCAGUUUCUCUGUAUUUUUGUUUCAAUAUUAAAGAGGGAUCCUGAGGUGUCGAAAUGAAUUUCGGGGAAAUGCCCGCUUUUGUUUCAUGCUGAGCUUAUUUUCGUCUCACGAGGAAAUGCUAGAUUUGUUGAAAAGCUUUUUAUUAAAAAAACAAACAAACAAAAAAAGGCAAGUGAAUAAAAAUGCUAAAAAAGUGUAACCAUUUUUCUGGCAUAUGAAGGAGCUGUGCUUUAUCCUUCCCUUCUUCCCAGCCCUCAGUAGAGAUGUACUCUGUGUGUGUACACAGCUAUGUAGUAUGUAUGUGUGUAAAUAUGUCUAUACAUACUAUAUAUAUGUGAGUGUAUACAGAUGUGUGUGUAUAUACAGCCAUCUACACACACACGGAAAAUCACCUAUUAUAAACGCACACAAUGCACAAAUAUUGCUCCAAACACACUGUAUAAUGACUGUCUCCACAGAGGCGGGGUACUCUGGGCUGGAUGUGUGCCCUGUGUGUGUAUAUAUAGAAUAUAGUUAUUGAUACACUCCCGCACACAGCUCGCUAUCUGGAGACCACCCCCCCCCAAUCCAUACUACCUAAAGGCAAGGCCAACCCUGCCUCCCCCAGUUUUUGGCUGAGCUCGGGGAGGGGGAGACAUACCGGUAGCUAGGACGGAAGGCCCAUGUUGACCCUGCUGCUUUGCAUCCCUGAAGCUGCAGCUAUAUUAGCAAAUUGCAUUACUGCGCUCCCCAGAUCUCUUCUCCCCCCCCCCCUUAAGAUUUUCAUUUUGACAUUUAUAUUUUUCAAGUAUUUUUCAGUACGCGCUAAAAUCUCGACACUGAGGACCUGACUAUUUCUGCCAACUUUAUACCUGUACAGUUUUGUAUAUUAAACGUUUUUGGAAGUUAUUAAUUUAAAGACAGAUCAUUUAGUUUAUUCGUUUAGUAACUGAUGUAUAAUAAACGCUAUUUUCAUUAAAGGUUGCUUUUUUCAACUAUUUUAUUCAAAAUUGCCUAUUGCCGUUGCCCACGAUUAUUUAUUUUCAAUAAAUUCCGCAUUAUGUUUAAAAAACACAAAAAAAAGGUUUCCAAAAGCCGAAAUGGGUGUAAAAAAAAUUAUACACACACGAUUCGCUGUCGUGUUUGAUCGUCGACCAGUUUUAGUCCAGGGGUUUAUAUUGACGCAAUAUUUUAUUGUUGUGAAAGGGGGAAAAAAGGGUUAAAUAAACAUUUUUACAAAAACAA